Messenger RNA from Penicillium lagena, 1710 nucleotides. RefSeq names its product acyl--CoA ligase. The record is from RefSeq and is a predicted model, not a curated record. Gene Ontology annotation, molecular function: CoA-ligase activity. The coding region runs from base 1 to 1710 and encodes 569 amino acids. The transcript has 5 exons. Lineage: Eukaryota; Fungi; Ascomycota; Eurotiomycetes; Eurotiales; Aspergillaceae.
AUGAUUUUCGUCUCCCAGCAGCCGAGAAUCUCAGUCCCUGAGAACCUCCCUAUUUGGGAUUUCCUCUUUGAGUCUGAAUUUUCCCCUCUUCGUCGUUCCAAGGCGAACAAUCUCGCAGGAUUUACCAACGCUGUCACCAAAGAGCGAGUGAGAUACGACGAGUUGAAAACUUAUGCGAUUAGUCUAUCAAACGCGCUAGUGCGACAAUAUGGCUUACGCGCAGGGGAGACAGUAGCACUGUUCAGCCCAAACACGGUUUGGUAUCCAGUCGCAAUGCUUGGAACAAUCCGCGUCGGCGGCGUUAUUUCCGGUGCUUCGCCCGCAUACAACGUUGAGGAGAUGAGCUAUGCUCUGAAGACUGCUCGAGCAAAAAUCCUAAUGACAACUGCUGCCUCACUUUCAGUGGCAGUGCCAGCUGCGCAAAAUGCUGGAAUCCCUCGAAAACACAUUUUUCUGCUCGAAGGAGACGCGCCAGGAUAUACAACUAUCAAAGAGCUUAUCGAAAUUGGAGAUGAGCCUGGGAUUAGGGAUAAGGUGUUGCCAUUUCACAUCCCUCGAGGAAAGACCAACAAAGAUGUCUGCGGUUUUUUGAGCUUCAGCAGUGGCACGACUGGACUACCUAAAGCGGUCAUGAUAUCGCAUCAGAAUGUAAUGGCGCAGUGCCUUCAGGUUCAACAGGUGACAUCCCCAGACCAUAAGAAAGUUCUAGCCGUUCUUCCCUUAUUCCACAUUACAGGUCUAGUUCACCAGAUGCAUCUCCCUGUCUUGCGCAAUGCAGAGGUGUACAUGCUGCCUGCAUUCAGCAUGGAAUCCAUGCUAAGCACGGUCGUUGAAUAUCAAAUAUCCGAACUGCUACUUGUCCCACCCAUUCUCAUCCGUCUGUUACGCGAUCCAAUUGUGGCUCGUUAUAACCUCUCCCAUGUUCGGAAAUUUUCUUCUGGUGCUGCUCCACUUUCUUCUGAGGUUCUACAAGAACUAGAACGAAGAUUCCCGAACACGGGCUUCAAGCAAGGGUACGGAAUGACCGAGUCUUGCAGUUGUAUAACUGCACAUCCGCUCGACAAGUGCACUUAUAACUAUGGACACCGAGGUGGCACCAUUGUGGCAAACACCGAAGUUAAGAUUAUUGAUCCUGAUACUGGUCGAGAGCUUGGAUACGAUGAACCAGGAGAAAUUCUCGCUCGCGGGCCACAGGUAGUAAUGGGGUAUCUGGACAAUGAAAAAGCAACACGAGAAACGUUUGAUGAGGAUGGGUGGCUGCAUACAGGUGAUGUUGGUUAUAUGGACCGUGAAGGGUUUAUAACCAUCACAGAUCGCAUCAAGGAAAUGAUCAAAGUAAAGGGAAUUGCUGUUGCACCGGCCGAGCUAGAAGACUUGUUACUUGGUCACCCUAUGGUCGAGGACGUCGCAGUCAGUGGAAUACCUGACGAAUAUAGCGGUGAACGUCCCAAAGCUUAUGUGGUGCUGAAACCAACCUUCCGUCUGAAAAACGAUGUCUGCAAUCUUGUCACAUUGGCGCGGGAGCUCAUUGAUUAUGUCCAAGAAAACAAAGUGCGUCAUAAAUGGAUUGUGGAAGUCGAAAUCCUUGAUGAAAUCCCCAAGAGUGCUAGCGGGAAAAUUCUUCGGCGAAUUCUUCGCAAGUUGGAGUAUGGAAAGGAUGGCAAAGAUCGAUUGAUCGCACGGCGGCAGAAAUGCCGCUCGAGGCUUUAA